UUUGAAAGUUUUCCCAUACCUAAAUAAAGUUUGUAUUUGUUGCGGUUUAUUAAAUUGUUUUGAAUAUAUGUAGACAGAUAUUGUUUUAUCAAAAUGGGUAUUAUUGUAUCCCAUAGGAAUUUGAGUUUGUUUUGGAUCUGCGAGUUAUACUGCACAGCAGGAUUUAUGUGUAGUCCGGCACUGGAGGAUUAUUGUGCGGAACUAUCACCAAAGUCGCUUAGCCUGAUUUUGGGCCAAGCCUACAAUCCACGCUAUAUGAGUAUUGAACCACCUGGCGGAGGAGGAGGAGGAAAUGGACCUAAAGAGGAUCAAUCGAAAUUUGGAUCCAAAAGAUCUUCAGUUGAUAUUCCAUUCUAUGCCGACGAUGAUGUACUUUCAUUGGGAAGUUUUCCCGCUUGGGAUACUAACCAUUUCACAUAUUUCGAGAAGAAGGAGGAAGACUCACUGAAGAAGAAAACAAUUCAUGUUAGGAAUAUAUUUGAGGGCAGUGGACCAGCUAAACAUGAUAUGUUCAAGACCCGUCCUUGGGAAUGCUCUUCAAUCAUAAACUGGAUCGACUUGGGUUUGAAUUACUUUCCACGCUACAUUCGUUCGAUUGAAUGUAUUGCCAAGAAAUGUUGGUACGGCCAUUUCAAUUGCAAGCCCAAAUCCUUUACCAUUAAAGUGUUGCGAAGAAAGCCCGGUUCAUGUAUUCAUGUGAGCGACAAACUAAUUCUCAUCACAUCCGAUGAAUUCAUCAAUGAUUAUACACAACUCUGGAUAUGGGAGGAAAUCGCUGUCAAUUUUUGCUGUGAAUGUGUAAUGCUAUACUAAUGAUUUGUUGAUAAUUAAUAAAAAUAAACAGCAGUAUUAUAAGAUCUCAA
Molecule: messenger RNA, 863 nt
Organism: Drosophila innubila
Lineage: Eukaryota; Metazoa; Arthropoda; Insecta; Diptera; Drosophilidae
Product: protein trunk
Exons: 2
Coding region: 94-813 (239 amino acids)
Molecular function (GO): signaling receptor binding
Source: RefSeq, a predicted model, not a curated record